AUUCACACAGUCAACCAACUUCCUCCAUUAUUAUUUCUGCAAAUAAAGAGAGAAGUAAUGGGCUCUGAAACCUCUGUCCGACUUCCAGUCAUAGACUUUUCCAAGCCAAAUCUGAAACCAGGCUCUCCUGAGUGGGACUCAGUGAAAUCCCAGGUCAGAAAAGCCCUGGAAGAAUACGGUUGUUUUGAAGCUACGUUUGACAGGGUUCCUAUGGAGCUCCGUAAAAGCCUUUUUGAUGUCCUGGAAGCGCUUUUUGACCUGCCAUUACAAACCAAACUCCGGAACCUUUCCAAAAAGCCCUACCAUGGUUAUGUUGGGCAAUACCCUCAAGUUCCUCUCUACGAAAGCAUGGGAAUUGAUGACGCAGACAUUAUUGAGGAAGUCGAAAGCAUGACAAAUAUUUUGUGGCCUGAAGGAAACGAAAAUUUCAGCAAAACCAUACAGUCUUAUUCUGAGCAACUAUCGGAGCUAGAUAAAACAAUCAGGAGGAUGAUUGUGGAGAGUUUCGAUCUGGAGAAGUACAUGGAUGAACAUAUGAACUCAACCAAUUAUCUUCUUCGAGUCAUGAAAUAUACUGGACCUCAAACUGCUGAGACAAAGCUUGGUCUAAAUGCUCACACGGAUAAAAAUAUAGUGACAAUAUUGUAUCAGAAUCAAAUUUCUGGUUUAGAGGUACAGACUAAAAAUGGCGAAUGGAUCCAAGUGAAACCCUCGCCGGACUCUUUCAUUGCGAUGAUUGGAGAUUCACUCUAUGCAUGGGUAAAUGGGCGACUGCACUCUCCAUAUCAUCGUGUGAUGAUGACAGGAAAUGAAGCGAGGUACUCUGCUGGGCUGUUUUCAAUUCCGAAAGCCGGUUAUUUAAUAAAGGCUCCCGAAGAGAUGGUUGAUGAAGAACACCCCCUGCUCUUUAGGCCCUUUGAUCAUGUUGAAUUCCUUGGGUUCUACUACACUGAAGCUGGCCAGAGAGCUCAGUCUGCUCUCAAGACCUACUGUGGAGUCUGAGAUUUGAUAUGAGUAAUUUAUAAUUAAUCUGUGAUGGUGUUUGAAUCUUGUUGUUUUCUAUCAUGUAAGAGAGGCAUUGAAAUAUAAUCUUUGGUUCACCUAUAUACAUAAUUUAAUGUGAGUUUUCAUUUGGUUUGAAA
Mangifera indica (mango) is the source of this 1142-nucleotide messenger RNA. RefSeq names its product probable 2-oxoglutarate-dependent dioxygenase AOP1. Lineage: Eukaryota; Viridiplantae; Streptophyta; Magnoliopsida; Sapindales; Anacardiaceae. Bases 58 to 1002 code for a protein of 314 amino acids. The transcript is spliced from 3 exons. The record is from RefSeq and is a predicted model, not a curated record. Gene Ontology annotation, molecular function: dioxygenase activity.